Molecule: messenger RNA, 2430 nt
Organism: Gadus chalcogrammus (walleye pollock)
Lineage: Eukaryota; Metazoa; Chordata; Actinopteri; Gadiformes; Gadidae
Gene: ogna
Product: osteoglycin, paralog a
Exons: 6
Coding region: 80-940 (286 amino acids)
Molecular function (GO): protein binding
Source: RefSeq, a predicted model, not a curated record
AUCCCCCUUUCCACACAGGCUGAGCAGCGAGAGACAGUAAGCAGACAGGCAGAGAACCGCAAGUGGAGGUCUCAUCAGGAUGACAACAGUCGUAUUCUUGUGUUUGCUGGUACCAUGGCUGGCCACAGUGUCGGGGAACUCUCUGGACCAAAAGACCCAACUGAUACUCGGACGUGUUCCAGCAAGGCACAGAGCUGGGGACUACUUAGAGUCAAGGAAGACCAAGAGGGAAGUGCCUGCACACCGGGAGCAUGGGAUGCUCGGUGAUGAACCCGAGGAUGGACCGAACGCAGGGGGAGACACCAGUGAUCUCCCUACCUGCCUGCUGUGUGUGUGUCUGACCGGCUCGGUGUACUGUGAAGAGGUGAGUCCGGACAUGACCUCCGUACCCGCCUUGCCCAAGGAGACCGCCUACCUGUACGCCCGCUACAACAGGAUCAAGAAGAUCAGGUCAAAGGACUUUGCUGAUAUCUUGACUCUGAAGAGGAUCGACCUGACGGGGAACCUGAUUUCUGAGGUGGAGGACGGGGCGUUCUCCAAGCUGCCCCUGCUGGAGGAACUGAACCUGUCGGAGAACCGCCUGGUCAAGCUUCCCAUGCUGCCGGCUAAACUCACAGUCUUCAAUGCCAACUACAACCUCCUCAAGACCAGGGGUGUCAAGGCUACUGCCUUCAAGAAACUGACCAGGCUGGUGAACCUUUUUUUGGGCGACAACCAGCUGGAAGCAGUUCCACAGAUCCCAGAGAGCGUCCGCACUGUUCAUCUACAGAACAACAAUAUCACAGAGAUCAGCGUAGACACCUUUUGCAAGGGCAACAACACCUACUACCUGCGGCCCAGCCUCAACGAGGUGCGUCUGGAUGGAAACCCCGUGGUGCUGUCCAAGUACCCCGACAGCUUCAUCUGUCUCAGGUCCCUGCCUUUAGGGCGCUAUUACUGAGCACCAUCAGUUUUCAGUUGUGCUCCUGGUGCAGGCUGCUGAGCUUACUGGGGCAUACUGGAAACUAGCUGUGUGGAGUUUCUUUACUGGGCACUGGUUACACGGUCUCAAAUACCUUCAACAAUUCAUCCAAGAAAUCUGUGGUUCUCCCCAUGCACAGCUAGUCACUAGUCACAAUUUAAAAUAAGUAGUGUCCAUCUAGCCGCACUUCUUGUUUUCCAAGUACAGUUAGCUAACAAGCUGAGAAGCUAGCUUAGACAUAGCUGCACCAUUUUGUCCAUGCUGGUCACAGGCCAGCAUGAGAUAAACAUCUCAGCGAUGCCAAUGCAGGAAUGUUUUUGCUACUGUGGGGCAUGUAGUAAAGAAAGUAUCUCAUCUAACAUUGUGUUACUGUCAAGUCAUUCUAUGUGGUCGUUUGUGGCAUAUAGUCGCACCUUUGAUAGGCCUUUAGAUUCUCUCAUUCAUAAAAUAUAUAGUUGAUGAUAGUAGAUGAGGGACCCUUGUGAGGUGAUGAGUUUUGGGGUCGCGGGUGCUGGUGCACCCCCUCCAGGGUCAACACCCUCAUGUUUACUCUUGUGUUUUUACACUCACGUUAUUACUCUGAAGUCCUGAGGAAGUUCCUCAGCACCAACUCAACCAUAGGCACCAUGAGCGGAGCCUACGAGGAGCUAACCCUGAGGGGAGGAAGACUACCCUAACCCUAGAACAAUACCCUACUCUGACAGGAGGACAAUACCCUAACUGUAGCGACAGUACAGCAGGUAGAAUACCCUAACCCUACAGCAGGUACAAUACCCUAACCCUAGAACAAUACCCUACUCUGACAGGAGGUACAAUACCCUAACCCGACAGCAGGUACAAUACCCUAACCCUAGAACAAUACCCUACUCCGACAGGAGGUACAAUACCCUAACCCGACAGCAGGUACAAUACCCUAACCCUACAGCAGGUACAAUACCCUAACCCUAAGCAGGUACAAUACCCUAACCCGACAGCAGGUACAAUACCCUAACCCGACAGCAGGUACAAUACCCUAACCCUACAGCAGGUACAAUACCCUAACCCGACAGCAGGUACAAUACCCUAACCCUAAGCAGGUACAAUACCCUAACCCUAGUGACAGUAAAGCAGGUAGAAUAACCUUACCCUACAGAAGGUAUAAAUCCCUAACCCUACAGCAGGUACAAUACCUUAGCCCUAGUGACAGUACAGCAGGUAGAAUACCCAUCCUGUAGUGAAUGUAAAGCAGGUACAAUGACCUAACCCUAGUGACAGUAAAGCAGGUACAAGGCCCUAACUGUAAUGACAGUGAAGCAGGUAGAAUACCCUAACCCUGUUACAGGAGGUAGAAUACAUCAUGGUGCUAUGGUAAUGUGAACGUUGCUCAACUCAUAUCUCCUAAAGUGUCCUUGUUCAGGAUAACAUAAUAUUAAAACGUUAUAUAUAUAUAUAAACAUAGAUAUACUGAAACACACACACACACACACACA